Messenger RNA from Cololabis saira (Pacific saury), 3133 nucleotides. RefSeq lists its product as uncharacterized. NCBI's taxonomy places the organism in Eukaryota, Metazoa, Chordata, Actinopteri, Beloniformes, Belonidae. The coding region runs from base 189 to 2159 and encodes 656 amino acids. The transcript has 26 exons. The record is from RefSeq and is a predicted model, not a curated record.
AGCCUGGGAACCUGACGGAUCCUCAGGAGGCAGAGAGGAGGCAGAUUUGGAAGGAGUGAAACACUGAAGUGAUAAUGCUGUGAAGUGAGGUGCUCAGGGAAAGCGCAAACAGCUUGUGUUUGUCCUAAUCUGUACCCUGAAGUCAUUCUGUUGGGGAUCUGCUCUCAGGAGACUCGCUCUGCAGCAUCAUGGGAGCCUCUGCUAGAAAGGGAUCACUCCCCUCGUGGCUCCCUCUGCUCGUGCUGUGUGUCGUCUCUUCUCUCUGCCAGGACGAAUAUUCUGGAUACCACUCAGCGGGAGAACACACGUAUGACCAGUCAUCUGCAGUCGACCACUACAACCAGGUGGCCUCUCAGAGACCAGAGUACCAGCCUGAGUCGACCGAUGAGUACGAGGAGGAGGACUACGACUCCACUCGGGUCACCAUGAUCACUGAGGAUACCUAUCCCUACGCCACCCCCACCGAGUCCCACUACGCCACGGAGGACACCGAGACCAUGCAGGUGCCGUACAAGUACCCAGAAACAGGCUCCUCUGAGGAGUCAGGAGGGGACUCGGCGCUGGGCGAGGAGGGUCCGACUGAAUGCGACUGUGAACCAGGGGAGCCCGGAUUUGCGGGUUUUGCUGGGCCCAAGGGUUCCAGAGGUGUUCAGGGUCAGACUGGUCAACCAGGAACUCAAGGCAGAGAGGGUUACAAAGGGACCAAAGGGGUUCAGGGCAGAGGAGGAGAGGCUGGACCAGCCGGCGAUCCUGGAGCUGAGGGAGAGGAAGGAGCUUCUGGUUUCUCUGGAGGGAUGGGAGAACCUGGAGUGCCAGGUGACCCGGGGGAGCGUGGAGAGCUCGGUCUGAAGGGGGAGGUCGGGAUGGAGGGGCCUAGCGGAGGAGUCGGAGCUUCUGGUGAGACUGGGCCUCCUGGGGACCCUGGCAUUACAGGAUCAAGAGGAGCUAAAGGUAUCAAGGCGUCUCGUGGUGACCAAGGCAAACAGGGAUCUCAAGGAAAAGAUGGACCAAAGGGUCAGACGGGAGCGCCAGGGUUUCCAGGUGACCUCGGGGAGAGAGGAUACACUGGUUACUCAGGUCCGUCAGGAACCAGCGGACAGAGUGGCCCAAAGGGUACUAAAGGUUUCAGUGGAAUUCCAGGCAGCGACGGUGACCCUGGAGAAGAUGGUCCUAUCGGAGUCCCAGGGUUGUCGGGGGAGCCUGGACAAUUUGGUAUCAAGGGCAGUAAAGGAGAUGAUGGUGUCAGAGGACCUCGAGGAAGAGAGGGCAAAGUGGGGGCUCAAGGAGAACCGGGAGAUGCUGGAUUGCUGGGAAAACCAGGAGUAAAGGGCCUCCAGGGCCAGACAGGGCCUAAAGGUGAGACGGGGCCUGACGGUGUCAAGGGCGCAUCUGGAAGGACUGGCAUAAAAGGUGAAACAGGACAAAAGGGAGGCGUGGGCGAUGGAGGAGACAAGGGACAGCGAGGGCUGAAGGGAGGAGCUGGUCCUGCUGGUGGGCCCGGCCCUGUUGGACCACCGGGAAUGCCGGGGACCAGAGGAGACCGCGGCACCAUCGGUGACCUGGGCGUUAAAGGGCAAGGAGGACCAAAGGGAACUCAUGGUCCAGCUGGUCCUGGUCUGACUGAUGAGCAGGUCCUGCAGCUCUGCAUAGGUGUGGUCACGGCCCAGAUCUCCCAGUAUGCCCAGGCAAUCCGGGGCAAGUGCUCGCAGGGUUGUCCCAUCAACAACCGGACACUGAUUGGACCCCCGGGAGGCCAGGGACCAUCAGGACCACCAGGCAAAACCGGUAAAGCAGGAAAAGCUGGAGCAAAAGGAUCCCCGGGUGUUCAAGGUGACAGAGGGCUGGAGGGACAGAUGGGAGCUCAGGGCGACAGAGGUCGGAAGGGAACCAAAGGCAUCAGAGGUGAUUCAGGUAGAGGCCUGCAAGGUCCCGAUGGACCACAAGGACUCAGAGGUUUGCCGGGUCAACCAGGAGAACCCAAGAAUGGUAUGGAGGGUGCCCGGGGGCCUCGAGGUUUUCCCGGUCCGGUGGGUGUACUGGGGAUGCUCGGUAACCCAGGCGUGCCAGGAUUUUGCGAGGCGCGGGACUGCAGCAUUUAUGCGCCGGUGAUGCGCAAGGAGCAGGGUCUCGUAAAAGGACCCACAAAUUCAGAAACCUAGACCUGAACAGAAGCGCCAUGGACCAUUAUGGGACGAUUGGGUUUCUGAUGGCAGUCGUUUUUAAUCCCAGUGAUGACACCCCUGGAAACUGGCUUUUAAUGGAGAAAAUCAUUUUAACUACAUUUGUGACUAGGUAUUUUCUUGGGUUUUUUAACGCUGUGAUUAAAUUGUCAGUUUGUACUCUGUGUAGAAAUAAAUUCAGAAAAAAACUUUCAUCUGACCCAGAAAGGGCUCCAAAAAAACUCUGAAAUCCUAAAGUGGGUCAUACUUAAUUAUACUGAACUAACUACACAAUGAUAUAUUCCGGAAACAUUUCAAAUGUCUUUUGAUUUGAUAAAACAAGUAAAUAAUUUGCCAACACUUAUAAAUAAAACUUGUUUUUAUUUUCUCUGGAACCUGGUUAAAUAAAUAAUGCUAUGUAAAUAUUAUGUAAAGAAGCUGAAUUACAUGUACUGUGCUCUCAAUACCAUUUCAGAUAAAUUUGUGGUUUUUUUAACCUGAGUCUCCAUUUGUCAGUCAUAUUUUUUUUUAAAUGUUUAACACAUUGAGUGGCAAUUAUUAUUUUGAAUUAAUUCCAGGAGUAACUGGCUUUCUGAACAAUAAAUCAUCAGCAUUUCAGAUAUUUUCAUCGACUAAAUAAUUAAGACAGAUUGAUUUUCAGGUGAAAAAUGUUUAAAUCACAGUUCUCGCCAGAGGAUGGAGAAGAUUAAAAGAACAUAAAACUUGGUAUCAGAUUUUGUCAAAUAAUUGACGAAACUAAAUGCAGUUCAAGAACUAUUAAACUACAAUAAAAAUGUGUAGCUGAAGACAUUUAUUUGUAUUCUGUAAGUGUUCAAUAUGUGCAGAUUUGUUGCAACUCUGGUAUCUGGAGCUCAGAUGAUACAGAUGAGCUACUGAUGAAUGAAUUGCCUGUACAGCAAAUUGCACAUAAGCAAGACGGUGAUUAUGGACGUGGUCGGUGCCAGUGGCUCUGU